AUGCUAAGCUGCUACUUUGUUCACGGCACGCCGAAAUCUCACAAGCCCAUGUCAACCUGGACGCGCGUGGGUAAGGCGCGGCAUUUGUUCAUGAAAGUGCCGACCCAGUGCGUGGUGUUUGGGAGUCCAUUUCCCGUGAGUUGCUACGUGUUCGCCCACUUACUGGACGCUCCGUUCACGUACGACGUACUGGAGAGCCACUUUUUCUCGCAGGGGGGCGUGUUGGAUAUUCAACUGGAUGCGUUCAUUUCGUACGCAGUCGUGCAGAUGAGGAACGUGUGGAUCUACGCGCUGGUGUGGCAUAUGAUCGUGAGCGUCACGACUUCUCGUUGGCUAGCGCGCAACAACCAGCUAACCAGCGGCAUCAUCGGCGUCCCCGAGUUCCUACUGAGUGCCUUCUCCAGCAUCACGCUGGUCGCUCAGUAUCGGUCGACAUCAUUCCGCUCGUCGAAGAUUUUGAGUAUGGUGGUCAUGCCCGACAACUUAGCGAAGACGUGGGUAGCGACCAAGUACCAGUACAGCUUCUCGCACCGAGGCAGCGGCAGUGUGCUGCUCGGAGGGGUUAUAAUCGACCUCAAGUUUCUCAUCUGCCUGGUGUUCGUCAUCGCUGGCGCGUGGGCCACGCGUGUGAUCUGGAUCAACUACAUCAUUGGAGGGGACAAGUACCGCUUCUCUCACUGGUUCAUCCUCGCCCCCACCCCGGUGCCGUACUCGGCUGGAGUCUUGUGGCCCACUGUGAGCAUGUGUGUGCAUUGGACGAGUGAUUUCUUCUGCAUCCGAGACGAGCAGAAGCAGCGCAAACUGCUGCAACAGCAGCAGCUACAGUGGCAGCAACGUCAGUCGAGUAAAUUGCGGGGGCAAAGGUCAAGGAUCGGCAAAGGCCUAGUCGUUCCGUUGACCGCCAGCUUCCAUGCAAAGCAGCUAGCAGUCGCCGAGCUGCGACUACAGAUCCACAGGUACAAGUACAGCACUCCGUCCGCGCUGAUGAACGUCAACACGUUCCGGUAUAUCCAGCACCAGAUGAAGUGUCUGCACGGGCGCUCGGACGACGUGGAAGCUAACGUGGCCUUCAUGAACGCGGUGCUCAUGAGUGACCCCAUCGUGUAUUUGCGCACGCUGCUCGGAAGAGACAAAUCAACUGAGUUGGCCUAUUAUCAGUCUCUGUUGCGGCCGCACCAGGUCGUGCUCCUGCCGGUGGUGGUGGUUGGAGAGCACAAUGAGUACACGGGCAGACUGAAACUGCUUCGACGCGUGAAUGCCUCGGAGCUCACUUGGCCGGAGCUUGUGCAGUGCGGAUGA
Molecule: messenger RNA, 1299 nt
Organism: Phytophthora sojae
Lineage: Eukaryota; Oomycota; Peronosporomycetes; Peronosporales; Peronosporaceae
Exons: 1
Coding region: 1-1299 (432 amino acids)
Source: RefSeq, a predicted model, not a curated record